UAACGGACAGCCAGCGAGCUGACAAGCCCGCCCGGAAUCGGAUCUCCUGUCACCGGGCUUGCUUGUUGUCAUUUUCGCGCAGAGGACGGAGACGCGCAGCCGGAGCGCAGACAGAAGGGGCUGUGACCGGUUCUGGACUUGCUAAACCGGACCCGGGGACAAACACCAGGGCUUCUAUUAUGGCACCAUGUAACAGGUGUUCCUUCCCUGGUGCAGAAACAAGGAUGGCCCCGUGAGCACACUUGCCGCCGGGACUCCCGCUGACAUCAAACUGAGCACGUGCAGACCAUCAGCUAGGCCAGAUGUCUUUUUUUGAGAAAAAACUGAAUGACUUUUGAAGCUACAGAAAGAGGAUCUACAAGCACUUUUACCUAAAGAAAAAUCACUCAAGGAUCUUUCUGCCUUUAGAUGAACUGGACAGAAAAACAACGCACAACAACAUUAGCGUGUUUACAAAAUGGCAAAAGGAGAGAAACAUUUCUGAUGUUAUCCACUAAAGCUACCGUUUUAUUUCCACCUCUUAAUUCCUUUUUCCAGCCUGGCUCUACAAUCAGUCUAUUUAAGCGAUGGAUGGGUACUUCCUGUUUCUGUGAACUUGGCGGCAGCCCUCAAAGGUUCAGCUAUCAUGCCUGGUAGACUGGGGAACUGGUAACCCUCCAGAACCCGCCUUCCCAACUCCCCCACCAUCCCCUCUCUCCUCCCUCUUCUAACCCACAGAAGAGCUUCACAAAAAUGGAGGCUCGUGAAUCAGCUGCCGCUGGGCAGAAGUGCUCAAAUAAGGAACCAGUGAAAGAGAGGGUGCCUCUGCAAAGAAAGUGGGCGUCCGAGCCCUCUGCAACAACCAAACGAAGCACUUUUGCUGACCCUGAGACAAAACACCAUGAGAGUUUGCCGUGUGGUGCCACUGGGGGAUCAGCACCUCAGCAGAAGUACGCAAUCACAGGGAAUUCUGGAAAGCUGCUAUCUGGACCCUCUGCAGUUGGGGCCAUUGGAGGCCCACCAUCUCAAGACCCCCAAGGGCCCUUUGCUCAGGGGUUCCCAAGGGGAUACUCCUACCAGCUGGGCCAGCCAUACCCUCAGCACCCCCAGACUGAGCGCUUCCUCUCAGGAGCCAAACCACAGCCAGGCCUAGAGCCUCAUGCCUGGCCAUUUGCUGGCCAGUUGCCUUCAGAUGACCUGUACCCUGUAGGACACCCAGGACAUACUCACCCUCAUGGGGCUGGGGCAGGGAGGUUUCCUCGACAGAAAUCUCCCAGUUUACCCAGUUCCUUCGGACAGUAUUCUCAGUCAGGCCCUGAGCCAGGUGAGGAGGGCUACAGCAAAAAAGAGCAGAAGCCGAAAAAGCCUGGUAAGUACAUCUGUCACUAUUGUGGGAGAGCUUGUGCCAAGCCCAGUGUCCUGAAGAAGCACAUCCGUUCACAUACUGGAGAAAGGCCAUAUCCUUGCGUACCCUGUGGCUUUUCCUUCAAAACCAAGAGCAACCUUUACAAGCAUCGCAAGUCUCAUGCUCAUGCCAUCAAGGCUGGACUCGUACCAUUUUCAGAGCUAGCUGUGGCUCGCAGUGGGGACGUGGACCAUGCAUCGCCAGUGGGCGAGGCCGAGGUCCACUCAGAUGGAGAGCAGAGCACUGACACAGAUGAGGAAGGUGUGGAGGGCUCAACCAUGCUGACGGACAAAGACAGCCCUAUCCCACAGAUCUCCUUUGAAGCUGACAAGAAUACAGGUCGUGGGGAACCAGCAUAUGCAGACUCAGCUGAAGAGCUGUCCGUGGGAUCUAUGAAAGUGCCUAUCCUUAUCAUCCCAAAGCCUGGGGGAGUCCCCUCCACAGGGAUGGAGUGCCCACCCUUUCAGGACAUAAAGGGGUCACAUCACAUGUUGGCAUCACAGGCUGGUGGAAGAGCGCAUUCACUGGAUGACUCCCCCACCAUCAAACAGCGUUUGGCCCUGAGACUGAAUGAGAAAAAGGGCCAGGACACUGACUCCGCCGUGUCCCAGUCCCUGAACCUCCUUAGUCCUCACAGCAAAGGCAGCACAGACUCUGGCUACUUUUCUCGAUCCGAGAGUGCAGAACAGCAGAUCAGCCCUCCAAAUACUAAUGUCAAGACGUACGAAGAGAUUAUGUUUGGUCGGACUUGGUACUACCGACCCAACUCCAGAUCCAGACAGUCUAUCACAGUUGGCAAGGCAGGGGCAGACCCAGGCAGCCUGGCUAGCUUAAAGCAAUCAGGUGCUAUUCUGGACAUGGGGAAGAUAGCUGAGGAUCAUAUCUGUUUCAGAGGAGAUGUAGGAAUCUCUGGAGAUCCCAAGCAGUAUCCAACAGGACCCUGUCAAAGCAGUACAGGGCUUCUGGAGCCUCCAUCAGACUCUGGGCCCCUUAUUAGGAGUAACUCAAUGCCAACUUCCUCCCCUCCCAACCUCAGUGUCCCCCCAGGGAUCCGGGGCAGCCACUCUUUCGAUGAGAUGAUGACAACGGAUGAUGUGUUUUACCCACCAGGGCUUCGCAGACUCAGAAGACAGGCUGCGUUUGAACAUUCAGCCAAUGAAGCCCAUGUAGGAGAGGCUGAGGGCUAUGGACACAUGCCCAAGAAUUUAGCUUCAUCCCUGGGUAUGAAGAUUGGUGAGCGAAGCCCAGGAGUCCCAGAGCACAUUGCCUACACCCCAUAUGGUACUAAAGUUAGCAUGUCAGAAAUAGCCACAAGAAAAAGGAGGAAAGAGAAGAGUGUUGGGGAUGAGGAGGACAGCCCUGGACACUGUGACAGUAGCUGUAGUGGUUCAGUGGAGAUGAUUGGGGACUAUGAGUUUAAACAAAGUAGUCUUGAUGGGUCAAGAGCCACCCCAACAGGGAAGGGCUCUCUUCACAGCGCUCACAGCCAGUCUGACAGCUUUGACACCUGUGCCAGCAUGUGCUCUGAGGACAUUGCGUUGUUUCCUGACUCUGAGGGCAGGAAGGCAGCUGGGAAUGUUAUAUCAGUCAUCCAACACACCAACUCCCUCAGCCGGCCAAAUUCCUUUGAGAAGUCAGAGUCCUUUGAGCAGCCAGGAUAUCAGCAUUCAGAUAAAGGUCUAUGUAGCCAGUACUCGGAGCAGUCCGACACAGAGAUCUUUGAAGAUGCUCUGAGUCCCGAUUCUGCCCUACUGAGGACAGAGAGCAUGGAGCAGCAACUGCAGAGUGACAGCGACCUGGCCUCACUUUCAUCUUCAUCAGCUGCAACCUCACCUGGCCAGCCUUAUCACAUCCCACACAAACUAGUCCGACAACCCAACAUCCAAGUUCCUGAGAUCAGAGUGACGGAGGAGCCAGAUAAGCCUGACAAAGAUACAGAAGCUCCAAUGACCAAGGAACCAGAAAAGCAGCAGCAGCAUGUUGAGGAGUUUCAGCUGCCACAGAGGAGUGACACACUCUCCCAGAUGCCAUCAGAAAAGCUCCCACCGAAGAAGAAGAGGCUGCGCCUGACGGACAUGGAACACUCAUCUGGGGAAUCAAGCUUUGAGUCAACCUGCACCAGCCUCUCUCGCAGCCCAAGUCAGGAGAGCAACCUGUCCCACUCCUCUUCCUUCUCCAUGUCCUUUGACAGAGAGGAAAUCCUCAAGUCUGUCUCCCCCACCAAACAGGAUGACUCGUUGGCCUCCGGUGGUGGAGCUAAGCAGUCGGAGUUCCUCACAGUACCCGGCAGCGGUCAUCCCAGCCACCACCAGCAGAGAGAAAUGAGGAGGUCUUCAUCGGAGCAGGCACCAUGUACGCUGCCCACAGAGUUACCCGAAAUGCGCAGCAAAUCCUUUGACUACGGAAGCUUGUCCUCCUCCAGACAGGGAGAGCUAUACUCCAGUGCCUCUGCAGUGAAGGAACGCCGGCGUGGAUAUCUUGUCCGACAGGCCUCACUGAGUGUUUAUCCAGAGGCAGUGGGCCAGGAACCAGGGGGCACUGAGAUGUCAAUCAAACAGGAGAGUUCGGAACACGGGACAUGGUCUGGACCAACAGGAUCCCCCCACAGCAGCACCGAUGUAGCCAGCAGAACCAAGAGGGUUGGCAGUAGCACUGGUAUAGGAUCUCACCAACACCAACAGCACCAUCCGCAUCUCCUCCAGCAGAGUAUCAGUGAGGACAGCCUGCAGGACGAACCACUCUAUGGCAGGUCCCAGCAGCAUCGUCUGCAGGCCCAGGGCUCAUCAUCGGAGGGAGAACAUCCAGGUCAUGAGGUCAUGAGCAAGGAAGUAAUGCAGCAGUACCAGAGCGGUCCCCCCUACUUUUCCUUCCAGCAACCAGGUCUAUUCUGGAGUCAGGAGGCCGGGCAGACACCCAGACAGCAGCUGGCCCAGCAGCAACUCCAAAAGCUCCACAGCAGAUCACCAAGCACCCUGCCCGGACACCCACCACACAAACAACAACCACUCCACGCCCUGCAGCAAAUCCAGGAUCAACAGCCACAUGAUGGAAAAUCAGAAAAUCCAAGCCCUCAGAUGUACCCUUCGUCUUUCUCAUCUCGCACCACUCCUCUGUCCCAGCAACAGCAAAACUUUGGCUCUCUCUCCUCCAAACUCUCCCUGCCCAACUCCACCACCACCCCCAUGCUUUUGCAGCAGAUCCAACCUGUCUUUGCCACCCAGAACCUGGGAUCCCAGGCUUCUCUACCUGGUAUGCUGGUUCCUGUGCGGAUCCAAACCCAUGUGCCAUCAUUUGGUAGUGCUAUGUACACCAGUGUUAGUCAGCUGAUAGCUACACAUGUUAGUGGAGCACAAGGGGUAGGCUUAGUUAGGCCGGGCGGUGCUGACAACACCAACAUGUCUCCACCGGUUGGUGUUGUGAGUGCCAGCAAACCACAUGGAGGAAUUGGAGCAGGUUUCAAUCUAUCGCAUUUCUUGGGACAGACCGAUGGCACAGUGCUGCGCUACCCACCCUGGAAGGUACCAGAUUCACUGCCGGAGCAACGUCUGAACACAGGGAUCCCACUGUCACUGACGUCAGGCACCAUAUCCACCACAGAUGCCUCAGGGUCUGGCAUGGGUGGCAGCAAGCGCAUGCUUUCCCCCGCCAGCUCUCUGGAGCUCUUCAUCGAGACUAAGCAGCAGAAAAGAGUGAAGGAGGAAAGGAUGUAUGGACAGAUUGUUAAGGAGAUGAGCGCCGUGGAGCUGAGUGGAACUGAAAGCACUAACAAGCCUGAGAAGGUCCAGGGCAGAGGUCAGCGAGCCCGUCUGAAGAGUGAAGGCUCCAUGGAUGACUCUGAGAGGAUGUCCUCUUCUCCACCGUUAAGCGACUUCCCUGUUGCCACCAAGAUUACCAUUCCCGUCCGUUCUUCUGCCCCCCACCUCCCUGAUGUACCGCGGGCCGAGAGCUUCACCCCUCCGCUCCAGAUUGUCACAGACCGUUCCCCGGUUUCAGGUGGACGGGACUCCCCAGAGGAGCUUGACGUGGACGAUUCAGGUCCAGAGCCCAACUCUAGCCCCCAGUCCAUGGUCUCCUCCAACGAUGCAGAAGAUACUGACAACACAAGGCAGCCUGCACCAGGUGAAAUCCCUGUCAGCAUGCUGGUUCAGCCAGCUCCUAACCAAAGCGCAGGAUUAUCCGGAACAGUGGGCCAGAAUCUGCUACUCACGGAUGUGGCUGAUGUCCAGCAGUUUUUCCAGUUCCCUAGCCUGCGCACUAUGAGCAGAGUCAGCUGGUGUUUCCUGAAAUACACCAAACCCAACAGCACCCAGGCUGGUCUGCGUAGCUCCGUCUACAGUUCAUGGUGUGUAAACUCAUACAAUCCCAAUCCUCUGAACCUCAGCACCAAGGCUGCGCUGGCCCUGCUGAGGUCCAAACAAAGGAGAAACACCGAUUCGAUGUGCACAACAGCAGCCAUGUCACCACCCAGCUCUGGAAAACUGGUGUCAUCUGUGGCCUGGAAGCUGAGGUUUGAUCAGUUGAAGCCAGAGCUGAUGCCUGUUGAUGUCAGUAAUUUUGGGCGGAAGAUGAAGGGAGUGGUGUCGUGGGACCGUUCGAAAGAGGAGCAGGUAGAGAAGGAGGUCUCAGUGAAACAGCCCGCCACUGAGCCGACCCGCAUCAAGAUCUUCGAAGGCGGGUACAAAUCCAACGAGGACUAUGUUUACGUUCGCGGUCGCGGUCGAGGGAAAUACAUCUGCGAGGAAUGCGGCAUCCGCUGCAAGAAACCCAGCAUGCUGAAGAAACACAUCCGCACGCACACCGAUGUCCGGCCGUACGUCUGCAAGUUCUGCAACUUCGCCUUCAAGACCAAAGGAAACCUGACAAAGCACAUGAAGUCUAAGGCUCACAUGAAAAAGUGUCUGGAGUUGGGAGUGUCAAUGUCUUCGGUUGAGGACACCGAGGCAGACGAAGGAGAUGCCGGAGAUGAAGGCCAGAGGUCUUCGGAGAAGAUCUCCAGAGCGGCGAUGGCGGAGCACCAGUUCUCGGAUGCAGACGACUCAGAGGGUGGCGAGGAGGACGGUGAUGAGGUGGACGAUGAAGACGACGAAGAGGACGACUACGACGGCGACUCCACUCCAAAGACUCGUUCACGCUCCACCAGCCCGCAGCCUUACGGCCUGCCCUCCCUGUCCAUCACGGCCGUGGCUGCGUCCCACCCUUCUCCUCACUUGUCUCAGCAUUCUGCGUCCGACCUCCUGGGAAACACCAACAAGCCUCCGCUGUUUGGCUACUUCACCACCGUGCCGAGUAUCCAGAUCACAUCGCAGGCUCCGCCCAGCGACCCGGCCGGGAGGGAGCGCGGUCAGGAGUACCAGCGAGGCCUGCAGAGGACGCUGGGUAGCAGGCUCCUGGUUCCACCCUCCUCCUCCAUGGACGAAGACCUCCCCGUCCCCUCCCCAGACCUCUCCUCCCCCUCCUCCCGCCUGUCCUCGCCGGGGCUGGACCACUCCGGCUGCCCGUCCCCCAUUUCCCCUUCCUCCUCACCCUCAGCCCGCCGGUACCUCUCCCCACGUCGCGACCUCUCGCCCCGUGCCAGACACCUCUCACCCCGGCGGGACAUCUCUCCUCUGCGUCACAUCUCCCCGAAAAGGGACCUGGGUGCGGCAGGGGGAUAUCGGCGAGACCUCUCCCCCAGGAGGGGGCACCUUUCGCUGCUCUCACCUCUCUCUCGACCCACGUCUCCAGCAGGAAUAGACUACAAGCGUGACCUUUCACCACGAGGCCGCCACAGGGGGGUGAUCCGGCCACUUUCUCCUCGCCGAGGGCUCCACCAACACCUCCACCACCAAAGCCAGCAGAGCGGAGCGAGGGGCUUGAGACCGAGUCAUCAGAGUGGGGUGUUGGGUCAGGGAGAGUUCGGCCCUCUGGGACGUCGCAGAACCGGCGCAGAAAUGGAAACGGAACAUUGUCCAGGUUCACCGUCACCAGGGGAACAGGACCAGGCCAGUAGCCAUGGUAACCAGUCCAGCCCACCUCAACAAGUCCUGUUCAGUCACCUUCCUCUCCAUUCUCAACUCCAGGUGCGUUCGCCCUACCCGAUGAUCCCCAUCGGAGGCAUCCAGAUGGUACACUCCGUCCCCACGUCCGUCACCACCCCUCUGGCCCAGCAGGGGGCGCAGCAGGCCGCGUCCCGCCUGCAGAAGAGCACGUCAGAGGAGUCCACCGCCAGCGAGGCCGCCUCCCCACAUUUCACCUCCUUCAUCGAGAGGGGAGGACGGGGAGGAGAAGGAGGAGAGCGGGUGAGGGAGUCGUCGUCGCCUCACCCCUCCUCGCAGGAGAAGGACAGAGGGGGGGUGAGGCAGGUGCAGGAGCAGGAGGAGGGCAUCCGGACCUGCACCAAGGCCAUUGCCUCGCUCUGCAUCGACUCCGAGGAGCCCGCAGAGAGAGGGGGAGGAGGAGGAAGCCGAGGGGAUGAAGGGAAAGAUGGAGGCAGAGCUCCCUCCUCCUCCUCCCCUUCUGUAUCAUCGCCCGACUCCCAACAGCAACCGCAUCGCUCGCCACCCUUCUCCAUGUCGCCACCAUCUCCUCACCCCUCGCCCUCUCCUCCUGGGAUUCAGCACUUUAGCGGCCUGGAGCUCAGGCCUCUCCACCCCUCGAUCCCUUCCUCCCCUCACUCCUCCUCCCCCUCCUCCUCCUCCUCCUCCCCUCACCCUCCCAGCCCCGGAUCCGACACGUCCAAAGCUCUCAAGCUGGAGAGAGACAGGGAGGCAGAAAGCACAAAAAGAAGCAAGGACGUGUCGUAGGGCUGCAGAAGAAGAACGAGAGGAGGAGAAACAACGGAUUUCUUUUUUUUGUUUUUGGAUAAUAGGAAGGGAUGAAGUGCAACAGAGAGAGAAAAAUGACUUUUGCACACUUUACACACGUAUUUCUUCUAAUUCAGUUGACACACACACACACACACACACUCUCUCUCUCUCUCUCUCUCUCUCUCUGACAUACAUACAACGCAUACAAAGAAACAGCUCUCGUCAAAAAAAAAAA
Molecule: messenger RNA, 8404 nt
Organism: Xiphias gladius (swordfish)
Lineage: Eukaryota; Metazoa; Chordata; Actinopteri; Istiophoriformes; Xiphiidae
Gene: hivep2a
Product: HIVEP zinc finger 2a
Exons: 18
Coding region: 733-8166 (2477 amino acids)
Biological process (GO): regulation of transcription by RNA polymerase II
Cellular component (GO): nucleus
Molecular function (GO): DNA-binding transcription factor activity, RNA polymerase II-specific; RNA polymerase II cis-regulatory region sequence-specific DNA binding
Source: RefSeq, a predicted model, not a curated record